GACUUCCGCCGGCGCCCCCUCCCCCGCCGCGGCGUCCCCUCCUCCCGCCUGAGGCGAGCAGGGCUGCUUCGGGCGCGCCCGGACUCGGCCGCGGGCAGCCCCGGGGGUCGCUGCGGGAUUCGGCCGCGGAGCUGUGCGGGACGGCCUGCUCCUCACGCCUCCCUCCCCGCCUUCCGCGGCCGCCGCCUCCUCCUCCUCACUGCGCCCGGCCGAGCUGCGAGCGGCAAGAUGGCGGCGCCCAGGCCGCCGCCUGCCCGGCUGUCGGGGAUCAUGGUGCCGGCGCCCAUCCAGGACCUGGAGGCCCUGCGCGCGCUCACGGCGCUCUUCAAAGAGCCGCGGAACCGGGAGACAGCGCCGAGGACCAUCUUCCAGCGAGUUCUGGAUAUCCUGAAGAAGUCCUCUCAGGCCGUGGAGCUGGCCUGCAGGGACCCGGACCAAGUGGAGCACCUGGCCUCCAGCCUGCAGCUCAUCACCGAGUGCUUCCGGUGCCUGCGCAACGCCUGCAUCGAGUGCUCCUUGAACCAGAACUCCAUCAGAAACUUGGAUACCAUCCGUGUCGCUGUUGAUUUGGUUCUUCUGUUUCGAGAACUGCGAGCGGAACAGGAGGCCCUUCUGACAGCUUUCCGCUGUGGCCUACAGUUCUUAGGCAACAUUGCCUCGAGAAACGAAGAUUCCCAGGCUGUUGUCUGGAUGCACGCCUUCCCGGAGCUCUUCAUCUCUUGCUUAAACCAUCCAGACAGAAAGAUUGUUGCCUAUUCUUCCAUGAUCUUGUUCACCUCCCUCAAUGCUGGAAGAAUCAGCGACCUGGAAGAAAACCUCAACAUUGCCAUCAAUGUCAUAGAAGCUCACCAGAAGCAGCCUGAGUCAGAAUGGCCGUUCUUGAUUAUUACAGACCACUUUCUGAAAAGUCCGGAAUUGGUACAAGCCAUGUACUCCAAACUGAGCAAUCAAGAAAGGGUCACGUUCUUAGAUGUGGUCUUGGCCAAGCUGAUGGCUGAGGAGCUUCUGGCCCCGGACGAGGUCACUGCGUUUCUGCGCCAUGCCGAGUUGCUGGCUGGCUCCUUCGUGGACCAGUGCAGGACCGUGCUGAAGCUGAUGUCUGAGUCGGACACCGAGGAUGAGGAGGUCCUGGCGACCGUUAGGCUCCUGGAUGUCCUCUGUGAAAUGACUGCUAACACUGAGCUGGUUGGCUACCUGCAGGUUUACCCUGGCUUGCUGGAAAAAGUGAUUGAUCUUUUACGACUGGUUCAUGUAGCUGGGAAAGACACCAGAGACCUCUUCAGUACCUCUGGCAGUGUAGACACAGGCGAAGUCUCCAGUGCGGCUGAUGGGUUCAAGUCUCACCUCAUACGUCUCAUUGGGAAUCUGUGUUACAAAAACAAAGAUAACCAAGACAAGGUGAACCAGCUGGAUGGCAUCCCAUUGAUCCUGGACAGCUGCAGGAUUGAUAAUGAUAACCCCUUUCUGACCCAGUGGGUGGUGUAUGCCAUCCGAAAUCUUACCGAAGACAAUAUCCAGAACCAAGAUUUGAUUGCAAAAAUGGAAGACCAGGGGCUAGCAGAUGCCUCCCUGCUCAAAAAAAUGGGUUUUGAAGUUGAAAAGAGGGGCGACAAGCUGAUUCUGAAGCCCGUCAGUGACGCACCCCAGAGUGAGUGAACUCUCCGGCCAAGUGCCUGGGUUUUCAGAAGCUGUUUUCAUGGGUUUUUUCGUCCUCUGCGGUUUGUGAAAUGGCAAGUGUUUGAAG
Messenger RNA from Ochotona princeps (American pika), 1744 nucleotides. RefSeq names its product ataxin 10 (gene ATXN10). The record is from RefSeq and is a predicted model, not a curated record. Bases 229 to 1656 code for a protein of 475 amino acids. The transcript has 12 exons. Gene Ontology annotation, biological process: neuron projection development. Lineage: Eukaryota; Metazoa; Chordata; Mammalia; Lagomorpha; Ochotonidae. Gene Ontology annotation, cellular component: cytosol.